GGAGGGUGAGCUCUGUGAAGGCACAUCACUGAAAUCUCUUCUAUAGAGAGGACACUGAGCCUAGGAACUGCUCUACACUCACUGACCAGACAUCAUGUCUCCUUCCAGCAGCCCUCUACUGCACGGUGCUGACCGCCAACUGACCCACCAACCCAGAAAAUUGAGGAAGCCCGCCAUUGAGAAGAUGCGGAGAGAUCGCAUUAACAGCAGCAUCGAGCAGCUGCGUCUCCUACUGGAGAAAGAGUUCCAGAAACAUCAACUGCCCUCCAAACCGGAGAAGGCCGACAUACUGGAAAUGACGGUCAACAUCCUGCAGCAGCAAAUGGCUGAGAAAAAUGCCUCCAGCUCCAGCCAAGCCCAUAGAGAUGGCUACUCCUCCUGCGUCCAGGACUCUGUGAACUUUCUAUCCCUGCACACACAGACAGAUGUCAAUCUGCGGCUGCUGCAGAACCUCCAUGGGUCUCAGAUGGUGACCGGCGCUCCAUGUCCUUCUGUAUUCCCCGUCUCACAGACCCCCAGCAAGAACAGCCCUCCAGACAGCAGCAAAGCCCUAUGGAGACCCUGGUAGAGACUUGCCUCCAUUUCUCAGGACUUGUGGGCUGUGUACAUUGGGUUGGGUGAACAAGGGGCAUACAAUGCUUCCAAUAGCACUCAGGGGGUCUGACCCCAUCACUGUAUCUUAUCACAUUGAUAGAGAGUAAGGUUAUAUUUAACGUAAUCAUAAAAUGAUCUUAUACGCCUUUAUAUUUUAUGCUGGGAUCAGAUCUUAGCUCUGUUGUAUUCCUAUAAGGAAUUAGCUGUUUAUGUAUUUCUCUAUCUAUCUGCUUUAUUGUAAAGCUGGACGGUACGAUUAAUAUUCAGUCUAAGUAUUAUAUUGUUAGUGCGAGGUUUCCAAUAUGGAACAUGUAAUAUAUUGCAUAUGUAUGCAUGUUUACCCUAAGGGUACAGAGUAAUUAUUAUAAUUAUUCAGUUGGUCCAAUGGCAUGGUGUCUACAGCAACCAAUCAAAGUGCAGCUAUCAUUUUUUUUAAGGAAUUGAUUCAAAAUGUAAGCACCUGGUUGCCGCAGGUAAACACCAAGUCCAUUUUUAAUCAGUAUUGAUUGUGUUUUAUAUUAAAACCAAAGUAAAUGUCACAUACAGUAUACUAAGUAUACUAAGAUACAAAGGGGGUCGAUGUACUAAAGGCAAAUAGACUGUGUACUUUGCGCAGUGUACUGAGCAGUUGCUUCAGAUCUUAGUAAAUGAGCAGACGACCCGCUGACCUUUAUCAUCCAAUCACAUGCAAGAAAAAAUGCUGUUUUUUUUU
This is a messenger RNA of Rana temporaria (common frog), 1306 nucleotides long. Its product is annotated as transcription factor HES-5-like. The coding region runs from base 95 to 568 and encodes 157 amino acids. The transcript has 3 exons. Gene Ontology annotation, molecular function: protein dimerization activity; RNA polymerase II cis-regulatory region sequence-specific DNA binding; DNA-binding transcription factor activity, RNA polymerase II-specific. Gene Ontology annotation, cellular component: nucleus. Lineage: Eukaryota; Metazoa; Chordata; Amphibia; Anura; Ranidae. Gene Ontology annotation, biological process: regulation of transcription by RNA polymerase II; anterior/posterior pattern specification; regulation of neurogenesis. The record is from RefSeq and is a predicted model, not a curated record.